AUGAAGACAAGAACCACAAGAAGUGCUGCCUACCAUCAAUAUGAAUGGUUCAGUCCAGCAUCCCUACCUCCCGCACUUGCCUUUCUUCAGGAUGUUAGCUUGCAAGAGUUGACAAAGAUUGCGAUGAAGCGUGUACUAACACUCACUGUGGGCAUCUCCGAGAGGGUUAUUCGAGGCUUCUAUAGAGCCAUCAAUAAUUCUCUACCCCGGAGUGUCAAUGUGUAUCCACAAAAGUCAGAAUAUUGUCGUAUUGGUGACGCCGACGAGUUGGAAGCCUGCUUCAAAACCAGUGAGGCUAAACCAUCGAGAAUUCACGCGGUUCUCAAUAGGCCUACUGCACUGCUUAGGCGGGCUGCUCACAGGCCACAAACUCCCUCUCUCAAUAGGUAG
Molecule: messenger RNA, 390 nt
Organism: Morchella sextelata
Lineage: Eukaryota; Fungi; Ascomycota; Pezizomycetes; Pezizales; Morchellaceae
Exons: 1
Coding region: 1-390 (129 amino acids)
Source: RefSeq, a predicted model, not a curated record